Molecule: messenger RNA, 687 nt
Organism: Galendromus occidentalis (western predatory mite)
Lineage: Eukaryota; Metazoa; Arthropoda; Arachnida; Mesostigmata; Phytoseiidae
Gene: dj-1beta
Product: class I glutamine amidotransferase-like superfamily protein dj-1beta
Exons: 5
Coding region: 13-660 (215 amino acids)
Biological process (GO): response to oxidative stress; glyoxal metabolic process
Cellular component (GO): cytoplasm; nucleus; mitochondrion
Source: RefSeq, a predicted model, not a curated record
CGGCUCAGUUGAAUGUAUCUGCUUCGCGCUAUCUCAGGCAUCCGGAGGAACGACCUCUGCGUUCGUUUAUUGAAGUCUAGGAGUUUCUGCUGCACCGCCAAGAUGUCGGCUCAGAACGCUUGCGUUCUCCUCGCUCAUGGAUCCGAGGAGAUGGAAGCUGUCAUCGUGAUAGAUGUCCUGCGCAGAGCCGGGCUUAAAGUAACCGUCGCCGGCGUGGAUGGCACUGAACUGAAGUGUAGUCGCGACAUCGUCAUCAAAGCUGACAAGAGCUUGGAGGAUGCCCGCAAAGAGAAGUUCGACGUCGUGGUGCUACCCGGUGGCUUGAAAGGCUCCGAAACUUUCUGCGCGAAUGCCAAAGUCGGAGAAAUGCUAAAAGAGCAAGAAUCAUCUGGACGGACCAUCGGAGCGAUCUGCGCUGCACCGAUGGCUCUUGCAGCUCAUAACAUCGGCAAAGGCAAGAACGUCACAAUCUACCCAUCGAUGGAGAGCAAAAUGGAGGGAUACACUUGCAAAGAAGAUCGCGUCGUCGUCGACGGGAAAUUGAUCACAUCUCGGGGUCCAGGAACAGCUUUCGAUUUCGCAUGCACCCUGGUCAGAGAACUGCUCGGUGCCGAAAAAGCGCAAGAGACCGCGAAGCCCAUGUUGUACGAAUUCAAAUAAAUUCAUCGUUCUAAAAGUUCCUGAGAA